Messenger RNA from Pteropus alecto (black flying fox), 6345 nucleotides. RefSeq names its product collagen type IV alpha 2 chain (gene COL4A2). The record is from RefSeq and is a predicted model, not a curated record. Lineage: Eukaryota; Metazoa; Chordata; Mammalia; Chiroptera; Pteropodidae. Gene Ontology annotation, cellular component: basement membrane; collagen trimer. Gene Ontology annotation, molecular function: extracellular matrix structural constituent. The transcript has 46 exons. Bases 394 to 5508 code for a protein of 1704 amino acids.
ACCUGAGCGCCGCCAGGCGAGCUCCCCAAUUUGUUGGCCCUGCCCCCUCCCCCUCGGCGGCGUGCGGGCGGGUCUCAAAGGGGAGGACUCUGCGGCUCGAGUAAGAAGAGGCGGAGGAAGCGCGCGGCCGGCCGAUUGUGGCUGCCGCGCGCCGGGACGCCAAGUCUCCACGCUCUGCACCCACCCGCUGCCGCGGCGCGACCCUGUGUCCCCGCGCUCGCUGACUGCGCGGAGGACAGAGGGCAGUCGCACAGGCCGCGAGCCCGGCGCUCGGGAGCCGGAAAGGGCAGCCGCGCUGCUGGAGUGCCGCUGCCCCGCGCUUCAGAGGGACCGAAGCCUGGCCCGAGGCUGGGAGGAACAGACCUCUGAGCCCAAAGUGGCUGAAUUAGAAGCAUGGCCAGAGACCAGGGCGCGGCGUCCGGCCCUGCCCUGCGGCGGUGGCUGCUGCUUGGGGCGGUAGCAGUGGGACUCCUGGCCCAGAGCGUCCUGGCGGGUGUGAAGAAGCUGGACGUGCCCUGUGGAGGGAGAGACUGCAGCGGGGGCUGCCAGUGCUACCCUGAGAAAGGGGGGCGGGGUCAGCCAGGGCCAGUGGGCCCCCAGGGAUACACCGGGCCCCCAGGUUUACAAGGAUUCCCAGGACUGCAGGGCCGCAAAGGGGACAAGGGUGAAAGGGGUGCUCCCGGGAUCACAGGACCAAAAGGAGAUGUGGGAGCAAGAGGCGUUUCUGGAUUCCCUGGUGCCGACGGAAUUCCCGGACAUCCUGGGCAAGGUGGACCGAGAGGACCACCUGGCUAUGAUGGCUGCAACGGGACCAGGGGAGACGUAGGCCAGCAGGGACCCUCUGGCCCUGGGGGCUUCCCCGGAUCUCCCGGGCCCCAAGGACCCAAAGGGCAGAAAGGCGAACCUUAUGCUCUGUCUAGUGAGGACCGCGACAGAUACAGGGGUGAACCUGGAGACCCUGGAAUAGGCGGGUUCCAGGGGCCUCCCGGCCGCCCUGGGCCUAUGGGACCGAUGGGUCCAGUUGGAAUUCCAGGAAGACCAGGACCGCCUGGACCCCCUGGACCAAAAGGACAGCCAGGCAACCGAGGACUUGGUUUUUAUGGAGAAAAGGGUGAAAAGGGUGACAUGGGACUGCCCGGACCCGAUGGGAUUCCAUCAGACGGCAAUCAUGCCAUCAUCGGGCCCAGGAAUGAAACAUUCCACCCAGAUCAAUAUAAGGGUGACAAAGGAAGUGAGGGGGAACCAGGACGAAUAGGCAUUUCCUUGAAGGGAGAAGAAGGAAUCAUGGGCUUUUCAGGACCGCGGGGUGCCCCUGGCUUCGAUGGUGAAAAAGGUUUACCAGGACAAAAAGGAAGCAGAGGACCAGAUGGUUAUCAAGGCCCCGAUGGACCCCGAGGACCCAAGGGAGAAGUGGGUGACCAAGGCCGCCCAGGCCCACCUGCCUAUUCCCCUCAUCCUUCUCUAGCUAAAGGUGGCAAAGGCGAUCAGGGAUUCCCAGGGACUUCUGGGGAGCAAGGACCCCGGGGUGAGCCAGGAGACCCCGGCCCACCAGGUCCCCCUGGCACAUCCAUCAGAGAUGAAGAUGGGAAGAGAGGCUUCCCAGGUGAAAUGGGACCCAAAGGCUUCAUAGGAGACCCGGGCCUCCCUGCGCUAUAUCCUGGCCCACCAGGAGCUCAUGGAAAGCCAGGGCUUCAAGGACCACCAGGGCCCACUGGACCACCUGGACCCGAUGGUUUCCUUUAUGGCCUUAAAGGAAGAGAAGGAGAGGCGGGCUUUCCUGGGACUUCUGGUUUCCCUGGGGCUCGUGGACAGAAAGGAUGGAAAGGUGAUGAUGGAGACUGUAAAUGCGCAGAAAGUGAUCAGUUCAUCAGGGGUCUUCCGGGGCUGCCAGGACCCAAAGGCUUUCCAGGCAUCAAUGGGGAGCCAGGGAAGAAAGGGAGCCAAGGAGACCCCGGCCAUCACGGCAUCCCUGGUUUCCCAGGGUUCAAGGGAGCCCCCGGUGACACUGGACCUCCUGGACCCAAAGGGCUGAAGGGAGACUCCAGAACAACUACCACCAAAGGUGAGAGAGGACAACCAGGUGUCCCAGGUGUGCCUGGUUUGAAAGGCGACGACGGCAUCCAGGGGCGUGAUGGGCUCGAUGGAUUCCCAGGCCUUCCAGGCGCUCCUGGUGAUGGUAUCAAAGGCCCCCCAGGGGACACAGGUCACCAAGGAGCACCCGGCACUAAGGGCAUUCCAGGAGAAAGAGGUCCCCCAGGAUUGGGCCUGCCAGGCCCCAAAGGCGAGCGUGGUUUCCCCGGAGAUGUCGGGUUACCUGGACCACCAGGUUUCCCUGGCCCUCCUGGCCCCCCCGGCACUCCAGGACAAAUAGAUUGUGAUACAGGUGUGAAAAGGCCCAUUGGAGGUGACGGGCAGGACAUCAUCCAGCCAGGUUGUGUUGGAGGGCCCAAGGGAUUGCCAGGCCAGCCAGGACGCCCGGGCCCCAGAGGUGCCAAAGGCCUCAGAGGGACACCAGGAUUCCCAGGAGCCGAUGGAACACCAGGACUGAAGGGUCUCCCAGGAGAUCCAGGUCGUGAAGGAUUCCCAGGACCCCCAGGGUUUGUGGGGCCCCGAGGAUCCAAAGGUGCAGCAGGCCUCCCUGGCCCAGAUGGACUCCCAGGUCCCAGCGGCACGCCAGGGCCAGUUGGGCCCCCAGGAGACAGGGGCCUUCCUGGCGAAGUCCUGGGAGCCCAGCCUGGUCCCCGGGGAGAUGCUGGACUGCCUGGACACCCUGGGCUGAAAGGCCUUCCCGGAGACAGAGGCCCUCCUGGUUUCAGGGGUAAGUCACCGUGGCAAGAGAGGGGAACGAAGGGCCCCAUCCCACUGCACUGUGGCUCCCUGUGUUUCUUCAUCCUGUUUUGUUUUUAUUCCCCCCUCUCUUUGACAGGUCUGCCUGGAGACAGAGGGGAGCCAGGUGACACAGGUGUCCCUGGCCCUGUGGGCAUGAAGGGUGUCUCUGGUGAUAGAGGUGACCCUGGUUUGUUGGGAGAGAGAGGUCAUCCAGGAAACCCUGGAUUUAAAGGAAUGGCGGGAAUGCCUGGUAUCCCUGGGCCAAAAGGGUUUAGAGGUUCACCUGGGAUGGAUGGUUUCCAAGGCAUGCUUGGGAUCAAAGGAAGACCUGGGUUUCCGGGAAACAAAGGAGAGGCUGGAUUCUUUGGAACUCCAGGGCUGAAGGGUCUGGCUGGUGAGCCAGGUGUGAAAGGAAACCGAGGGGACCCCGGCCCUCCAGGAUUACCUCCCGAGAUCCUGCCAGGAAUGAAAAACAUGAAGGGGGAGAAAGGAGAUGAAGGGCCUAUGGGAUUGAAGGGAUACUUGGGCUUAAAAGGUGAGGCAUCGCCAACAGGCUCAGUCUUCCCUCUGAGCUGUCAGGCCGGUGACAAGGGUGCUCCAGGGACAGCAGGUCUUUAUGGCGAGAUUGGCCCCACAGGUGAUUUUGGUGAUAUUGGAGAGACUAUAGAUUUACCAGGAACUCCGGGCCUGAAGGGGGAACAGGGUGUCAUUGGAAUACCAGGUCUAAAGGGAUUCUUUGGAGAGAAAGGAACAGCGGGUGACAUCGGCUUCCCAGGAAUAACAGGCAUAACAGGAGUCCAAGGUCCUCCCGGAUUUAAAGGACAAACAGGCUUUCCAGGACUGACAGGCCUGCAGGGGCCGCAGGGAGAGCCAGGCCGGGUCGGAGUACCUGGUGACAAAGGAGACUACGGCCGGCCAGGGGUCCCAGGCUUACCAGGUUUUCCAGGCAUCCGAGGCAUCGGUGGAUUACAUGGCUUGCCAGGCACCAAAGGCUUUUCAGGAUCUCCAGGUACAGACAUCCAUGGAGACCCAGGUUUCCCAGGUCCUGCUGGAGAGAGGGGUGACCCAGGAGAAGCCAACACCCUUCCAGGCCCUACUGGAGCCCCAGGACAAAAAGGCGAGCGAGGAGCUCCAGGGGAACGAGGCCCAGUCGGGAGUCCAGGACUUCAGGGGUUUCCAGGCAUCACGCCCCCUUCCAACAUCUCUGGGUUCCCUGGUGACAAAGGGGCACCAGGGAUAUUUGGCCUGGAAGGUUAUCGAGGGCCCCCAGGGCCACCUGGGCCUGCUGCUCUUCCUGGAAGCAAAGGAGAUGAGGGGAACCCAGGAGCUCCAGGAAACCCGGGGACCAAAGGAUGGGGUGGGGACCCCGGGCCCCAGGGCCAGCCUGGUGUGUUCGGUCUGCCAGGAGAAAAAGGGCCCAGAGGUGAGCAAGGAUUCAUGGGAAACACAGGCACCACCGGAACUGUGGGCGACCGAGGCCCAAAGGGACCCAAAGGAGACCGAGGACUCCCGGGUUCCCCCGGUCCUUCAGGAUCCCCAGGGAUUGUAGGAAUCCCCCAGAGGAUUACCGUCCAGCCGGGGCCAGUGGGCCCACAGGGAAGAAGAGGCCCCCCUGGAGCACAGGGAGAAAUGGGGCCCCAGGGUCCCCCAGGAGAACCAGGUUUCCGUGGGGCUCCAGGGAAGGCAGGUCCCCAGGGAAGAGGUGGUGUGUCUGCUGUUCCUGGAUUCCGAGGAGACCAAGGGCCCAUCGGGCACCAGGGGCCAAUUGGCCAGGAAGGGGAGCCAGGCCGCCCAGGGACCCCUGGCCUGCCCGGCAUGCCUGGCCGCAGCGUCAGCAUCGGCUAUCUCCUGGUGAAGCACAGUCAGACAGACCAGGAGCCGAUGUGCCCUCUGGGCAUGAACAAGCUCUGGAGUGGAUACAGCCUGCUCUACUUUGAAGGCCAGGAGAAAGCCCACAACCAGGACCUAGGUAGGUACUGCCCGCCAAGCCCCCGGGGCCAGCUCAGAUGGAGGUGGUCAGGAUCCAGUGGCCAUAGUGAGGUUCGUGGAUCCUGUAAGGCAGAUGAGCCUCUCCUGAUUGAAACACUGGACCCAUCACAUUUCUGGGGAUUUCAAAAGAGAUUAGCAUGGCCUUCAAUGCGCCUAAACCUCAGGUCAAGACCACAGAGACCUCCCUUCCUAUACUGCAACCCUGGUGACGUCUGCUACUACGCCAGCCGGAAUGACAAGUCCUACUGGCUCUCCACCACCGCCCCACUGCCCAUGAUGCCUGUGGCUGAGGAUGAAAUCAAGCCCUACAUCAGCCGCUGCUCUGUGUGCGAGGCCCCAGCUGUCGCCAUAGCAGUCCACAGUCAAGACGUCUCUAUCCCUCACUGCCCAGUUGGAUGGCGGAGUUUGUGGAUUGGAUAUUCCUUCCUCAUGCACACGGCCGCAGGUGAUGAAGGUGGCGGCCAGUCGCUGGUGUCACCAGGCAGCUGUCUGGAGGACUUCCGGGCCACGCCUUUCAUUGAGUGCAACGGGGGGCGUGGAACCUGCCACUACUUCGCCAACAAGUACAGCUUUUGGCUCACCACCAUCCCUGAGCAAAGCUUCCAAGGCUCGCCCUCUGCUGACACGCUCAAGGCGGGGCUCAUCCGGACGCACAUCAGCCGCUGCCAGGUGUGCAUGAAGAACCUGUGAUGCGCUGCUGUUCACAGGAGCCGCCCCACCCAGAUGCACUUCUCUGCAGGUCGACCUUCAGCUGCGGGGGGGGCCACUUUGGUGCUUAUUCUUAACUUAUUACCUCAGCUGCUGACACUAAGAUCAAUUCCAUUGUUUUUUUUAAAAAACAAACAAAAAGGCCACAAAAGGAAUUCAGCACCUAUAUUUAUACCAAAUAGCCCCUUGUCAUCCAUAGAUGCUGGCCACUGUCUCCACUCUGCAGAAUGAAGCCCGCCUCUGUGACACCCUGUCUCUCCAAAAUGGAAACUAUUAACAGCCCCAGCACUCCCCAUGAGGCCAUACUAGACUAUUACUCACUAGAUGUAGCUAACUUCUUAAUGUGUACCUAUGUAGUCACUGCACUUCCAAAUGCUGCAGACAACUCACUUACUUAACUCACUUAAUGGAGUGGUAUAGACAAACGAAGCCAUACAGUCCAAGGGCUCUUGAACUCACUCCCACUGUUUCCACAUGGGUCUCCUGGAGACAGGCCCAGCCCUGCUCUCAAGGCCAACAUGACCUUCUCCCAAAUACUGUUGAUGUGAAUUAUCCUAAUCCCCGCAAGAACACCAAAAAAACACAGAUAGUCACACACCAGCUUGUCAUUCUUUCCACCACAUUGUGUUUGGCAAAACUUACAUAGAAGCAAAGACCUAAUUUGACCACAAACUCCGCUGAGGUGGAAAUGACCUAUCCACUACCCCAGGCGAUCUUGGGAAGUUACCCUCCAUUCUUCGUGGUUGUACUCCUGUGACUACUCUAGCCUCUGUAACUACCGUAGAAUAAAAGAGGGUUUUGAACACUUUUAUACACCCA